This is a messenger RNA of Dothidotthia symphoricarpi CBS 119687, 4040 nucleotides long. RefSeq lists its product as uncharacterized. The transcript is spliced from 3 exons. Bases 375 to 4040 code for a protein of 1221 amino acids. Gene Ontology annotation, cellular component: nucleus. Gene Ontology annotation, molecular function: RNA binding; poly(A) RNA polymerase activity. NCBI's taxonomy places the organism in Eukaryota, Fungi, Ascomycota, Dothideomycetes, Pleosporales, Dothidotthiaceae. The record is from RefSeq and is a predicted model, not a curated record.
AUUGACUUAUCCCGAAACUCGCAGCAUCGCCUUGCGCAAUACAGAUCACUGUGUGACUAUCUCCUAUGUGGCUUGCUUGAUGAGGCGCAGCAUGGGGAUGACGCUAGCGCGAAUGACUCAUUUUUGCUCACUGUUUGUGCCUGUGGCCCUAAGCUCGAUUCAGACAAAGACUCAUUUUCCGCGAAUGAGCCCAGAUAGUGGAAAUAUACAUACGUAUAUAUAUCGAGAGUUCACGAGAUGCAGUAUAAGUAUUAAUUCCAGCUUACCUGUCUUAUCCAAUUAUACGUCUCGUCUUUCCUAGUUCAUUGCAUUCUCAGAUACCCAUUUCCCUUUUCAAUUCUUCCACUUCACCAGCAAUCAUUGCGACAAUCACUAUGGCGGCAAUUGAAGAAGCUUCACGCCCGAUCGCCAUCACUUCGCAGGAGACGGCACUAUGCAUCAUUCCUCCAAUAGAAAAAUGCAGCGAUAUCGACCGGCUACGAGAACUAUACGACAGAGCCCACGGCAAAUGGCCGCCGCAUGUCAAUCUAAUUUAUCCUUUCGUGGCGCCAAAAUUGCUUCCGCAGGCACAGCAACGAAUUCAAGCUCAUCUCAAAGAGCAUUUAAAGAACGCUGAGAAUCUGGGAGUCAAUUUAGACCAAGCCGGAUUCUUCAAGCAGCGAGGCAACAGUACAAUAUUUCUCCACGACAGUCAGGGCUCAAGGGAAGGACCUUUGGCAACGCUCCGCUCGUUGUCUCUACGAGCGCUCAACCAGCGGGACUCCCCAGCAAACUUCCAUCUCACAAUCGGACAAUCAGAGGGUAGUAGCGAGUCUUCGCGAGCAUUCUUGUUGGCGAAAGCGCAAUUGCUUCCAGCUCUAGAACUCGACGUCGGUACUCUGGCGAUUCUUGUUCGGCAAAAGUCUGGUGGUGCGAGUUCGUCGACGCAGGGGAUGAGCUUGUGGGGCACAAUCGACAUCCCUGGUACACAGCAGACAUGGAGACCUCAAGAUACGGACUAUUGGCUAAGUCAGCCGAACGUCGCUGUGACUGGGAUCAACCUUGAUAACACAGAUAGUAAGGGCGACAAGACUGUGUCGCAAGCCAUGGAUCACGGAGUACAACCUGGCAGAACUCGCCAUUUCGAUGCUACUUCUAAUCGGUGGUCACUAGCGACGGAAACCGUUAUCUCCCCGGACAGGCCAAGCAAUAUGACUGUCUCCAGCUACAAUGUACUAAUCGAUUCGGAGUACCCACCUGCGAGAGACCGAGAUGUACUUCUCACGACCACAAUUCUCUCCAAUACAGCCAAAGCGGAUAUUCUAGUCUUGCAAGAAGUAUCUGAUGAUUUCCUGUCAUAUCUACUGGGACAUGAUGAAGUGAGGCAUGAAUAUCCAUUCGCGUCGCAUGGCCCGCCUAAUCAGUCGGAUGUCGGACCGCUUCCCAGCCUGAGGAAUAUUGUCAUUCUGAGCAAGUGGUUGUUCAACUGGAGUUUCUUAUCGUUCCAACGCAAACACAAAGGCGCUGUAGUAGCAACCUUUGAGUCCGUCCCUGGAUCAGAUAAGAUGCCGCUGGUCGUAGCUGGUGUCCAUUUGACGUGCGGGCUAACUGACGGUACUGUCGCAGCGAGGAAAUCACAGCUGCAGAUUCUGUUCAAUCGCCUCUCUAAGCAUCAUAACGACAGUGCCUGGGUGGUUGCCGGCGACUUCAACAUCCCCACGUCUUCACAUACUCUCGACACGGCCAUCAAGGACGAGAGCGUUUCAAGCCAGACUAUAGCGACACUCUCUAGUUUUGAAAUGAUGAUCAGCGAUGCGGGUCUAGUCGACACAUGGUCUGUUGCUCGCAUCGAAGAGACAGAUGAACUGAGCGCGCAUAAAGAGGAGGACCUUUCCGAAGGCGAAGAAGGCGCUACAUUCGAUCCGCGCAACAAUGACCUCGCCGCUGCUACCUGCGGUACACCGCUCGCCCGGCCUCAACGAUACGAUAGAAUCCUCGUUCGUUCUCAGGGUACGCUGCGCGUUGGCGGAUUCAACCACUUUGGUGUACCGCAGAAUGUUGAUGGCACGCAGAUAGUCGCCAGUGAUCACUAUGGGGUGAAGGCUACACUGCGACUCAUCGAUCCGAAGGCCGAAGUAGCUGACCAGAGUGACGAGCUCAGCAGUUUUCUUAUAGAACACAAACGUGCAGUCGAGAGCAUGGCAGAUUCCAGGGAUAUCAUCUCUGCACUAGAAACGCACGCCAUGUUUCCAAGCGACGACGAAGCACAUCAGCGGCAUUGUGCUUUGUUACUUUUGAAGCAGACUAUACUCGAAACCACCGACGACCACGUCUCAGCUGUGUCUGCCAUCCCGAUGGUCAUUGUUCCAGUGGGCUCCUACGCUCUGGGCGCGUGGACGUCAACUUCAGACAUCGACUGUCUGUGCAUUGGAAGCAUUAGCUCGAAGACGUUUUUCAAGCUUGCUCGUCAGCGAUUACACAAAGCGGAGAGUGCAGGCAUACGGAUUUUGAGGAAGGUGGAGGCGGCUACUGGAACGAUGCUGGAGCUGUCUGUGAACGGUGUUGCUAUGGACUUGCAGUAUUGUCCUGCUGCGCUUAUCGUUGAGAGGUGGUCUGAAUUCCGCAACAUACCGCCAUCCGACCCGAUAUUCAACCUUUCCAUCCUCUCCUUACGGAAACUCAAACCCUACCGAGACCUCCUCUACAUCCAGCGAACACUACCCUCUCUCUCCGCGUUCCGUCUCGCAUAUCGCUGCAUCAAACUCUGGGCCACACAGCGAGGUAUCUACUCAGCCAAAUUCGGGUAUCUCGGCGGCGUACACAUCACGCUCAUGCUGUCGUGGGUGUGCAAGCGACUUGGGCAUAUUUCAGGCUCUGUCACGGCUGCAGACCUCGUCGCCAGUUUCUUCCACCACUACGCGCGGUUUGAUUGGGCGAAUGAAAUGGUGUUUGACGCCUUUUUCCACAAGCAAAAGCCGCGCUAUCAUCGCUCGCAGAGGGAGCCUGUGGUUGUGCUGGGCUUCCACGCGCCGAACUCGAAUGUGGCUCAGACAGCUACACUGCCGAGUUUACAGAUCUUGGUUAAGGAACUUCAGGUUGCUGAUCAGCGGUUGGAUGAACCCGGCAUGACGUGGGCGACGUUCUUUGGGGAGCCGAGUAGCUCGGCGGGUAAGAUGGGUUACGCAGCGGUUGAGUUCCUGCAGGCACAUGAUAGCUAUGUCAAGGUUGACAUCCAAUUCUGGGGCCGCACACUGGCUAAAGGUAAAGGGCUUGUUGGGUGGGUUGAAUCGCGAAGUAUUUCACUCGUCGUUGACAUCCACAAAUCGCUUCCAGACCUGCAAGUCCGCAUGUGGCCUGCGCGCUUCACCGAUAACGAGCAGCACGAGUCCGACGGGAGCACCGACUACCACGGCUGCUACCUGAUCGGCCUCAUGCGGAAUCCUGAUGCCGCACCACUCAACAAAGAAGAGCGACAGCAGUCCAAACAAACCCUCGACAAGACUCUCGAUCGCUUCGUCACCCAGCUGAAAACAGACGAGAAGAACUACGACGCAGAUACAUGCUACAUCAGCGCCUCGCUCGCGCGCCCCAGCGCAGUCCAAGCCAUACACCUCGACGCCCGCGAAUGGGGCUCCUACGCCGCCGACACGGACCCAGACUCUGACUCCGACGACGAUAUAGACGACGUAGACGACGAAGCACCCACCGAGCCCAAGCCACGCUCCCGUACCAAACCCACAUCUACAUCCACACCCGUGUCGAAUUCCAAACUCCGCCCAGCAGCCGACGUGCUGAAUCGACUCAGGUGGGACCCGCAUCUUGACGCUGGCGAGUACGUGAUUGGGUAUGAGGAUCGGUUCUUGGGCGCUAUGGAGAUCGGGCUCGAGAGGUGGAAGACAGAGCAGACGGAUGAGGAGUUUAUCCCGCUGCAUCGCGUGCUGUAUUUCAAGAAGAAGGGCGGAGAGGAGGGGAAGGGGGAGGUUGUUUGGGAGAGGGCGACGAGGGUGGAUCGCGUGUUUGGGAGUGGGGUUGGGGAUGGAAGGGGUGAGGAUGAGGUGUAG